Molecule: messenger RNA, 555 nt
Organism: Rhipicephalus sanguineus (brown dog tick)
Lineage: Eukaryota; Metazoa; Arthropoda; Arachnida; Ixodida; Ixodidae
Exons: 1
Coding region: 1-555 (184 amino acids)
Source: RefSeq, a predicted model, not a curated record
AUGACAAUUUGUGGGUACUACAAGGAAACACUCAACCCAGUCAAGUGGGAGACGUGUCCACUUCCAAGUCCAGAGGAACUGCUCGCAAGAGUGGGAAGAUGUGCAGUGUAUUUCCGGCUGGACUUGGAUCAAGCUUAUCAGGAACUCCAUGUCUAUGAGGACACCGCCAUGCUGCAGACCGUCAACACUCACAUGUGCCUGUUCAAGGUGACGCGAUUGCAGUUUGCAGUGGCUGUGGCCCUAGCCAUCUUUCAACCUUAUGUGGAAGGACUGUUCAGCGGACGUGAAAGGGUUCAAUGCUUUCGGGAUGACAUCAUCAUUGUUGGAAGAAAAGUCGCUGAGCAUGACGAAUGGCUGCGCAAGGUGCUGCAGCGUAUCCAAGACGACGGGCCUCGUCUGAAUGCCGACAAGUGUGCAUUUAGGGACAAGGAAGUGGCGUAUUUUGGGUACCGUGUCAACAAGGACGGAGUAAGUCUUUUGCGUGAAAACGUGGAAGUCAUCAAAAAAUCUCCGGAACUGAAGAACAAAGAGCUGAAGUUGUCCUUGGAAGCCUAA